Messenger RNA from Spirodela intermedia, 1829 nucleotides. The record is from the annotation of a GenBank genome assembly. Lineage: Eukaryota; Viridiplantae; Streptophyta; Magnoliopsida; Alismatales; Araceae.
AUGCGUACGCCACUCCCCUUCCACAUCACCGGUGGUCAGCCGGCUGUGGGGCAAGGAGUGGUCAUGCACGCGCGAGAAGGAACUUUGCUCACAAAGCUAACAUUAGUAUAUAUUCGCCCGAAAAAUCGGCAUACAACCGAUGUGGGACUAAACCCCCGUCACACCUUCCUUAGAAGAGGCGGGCAACCAGCGCGGGUUCGAAUCCUCCCAGAGUCAAAAUUCAUAUAUUUUUAUCUGAUUAUCGCGACUUUCCUGCAGAUCGCCGGUGAAGGAUUAAGCAACGAGAAUCGUUGGAUCAUCGGCGAAAAUCUCGUCAACACGAUUCGCGGAGCAUUGCUACUAAAAUUGCUGAACGAUUCGCGAUAAAAGGAUCGCAAAUCCAUCGAGUAAAUCAUCUCCGAUUGAUCGACGAACAAGCCGUCGUCGGGAAGAGGACGAUCCGCCGGGAGACCAGUCGCCACCUCCUGAGAGCGUACCAGAUGCGAUGAAGAGCCUCCUCUUGCUGCGCGGACCUGAGGAUGAAGCUCCCUGACACGCGCCCCACCUCCAUCCAGCUCCUCUCCGUCGGGUGACAGCCGUCGGAGAGCCGCAAAGUCACCGUUUUUCCGCUCCGCCGGGUGACAGCCGCCAGAGACGAUUCGACGACCCACUUCAUUGAUCUCUAGACUUUGCGAGAAGAUUUAGAGAUUGCCCACGUCGUCUUUGUCCAAGGAGAGCCUUCGAGGCCAUGGACACUGCACGACGAUCCUCCCGAAUGCUCAGGAUUCCGAUGCAUCGCUGACGCAUCGCCGUCGCGACGCCGGAACUCUGUUUUCCUGCUUUCAAUUUAAUUUACGCUUCAUUUAGUGAUACUUUGUGUGAUUUUAAUUUACCAAACUAUACUUCGUUAAAUUACGAUUCUUCUGGCUUUUACAGAUUUUAAUUUGAUUAAUUAAGUCGUCUGUAAUCGCUUACGUAAGAAUCGCCGGGUGGAACUCUGUUUCUGCCUGAUUCGCGUUCGCCGGGCGCUGAUGUCAUCCUGACGCCCGCACCCUUAUUUCCUUUUUUUUCGUGAAUUUUAAAUAUAUUUCCUUUUUAUUUCCUAAUAUAAAAUUCGUAAGAAAAUCGUAUUCAUUGAAAAAAAUUCUGAAUAAUUACCAGAUAUUAUAUUACAUCCCUGUGAUCGACCUGGAAAAUUACUGCUAUUUUUGGAAUUUUUAUUGAAUUAUAAUUGAUAUAUUUAUUUAGAAAUACUUCUAAAUAUUCAAAAAUUUGUAUUUUCUAGUUUUAUAAAUUUUAUAUUUGCGUGAUUUAAUAUACAAUGACUGAGUCACGUCACAACCGUUGGAAAUGACUCGACGACCCAUUUCAUUAAUCUCUAGACUUCACGAGAAGAUCUAGAGAUUGCCUACGUCGUCCUUGUCCAAAGAGAGCCUUUGAAGCCAUAGACACUAUAUGACGAUCCUCCUGAACACUCAAGAUUCUGGUGUAUCGUCGAUGCAUCGCCGUCAUGACGUCGAAACUCUAUUUUCCUACUUUCAACUUACUUUAUGCUUCAUUUAGUGAUUAAUUUUUGUAUUUUUAAUUUACCAAAAUAUAUUUUGUUCAAUUAUGAUUCUUUCAACUUUUAUAGAUCUUAAUUUUAUUAAUUAAAUCGUCUAUAAUCGCUUACGAAAGAAUCACCGAGUGGAACUCUAUUUCCGCCCGAUUUGUGUUCGUCAGGCAUAGACAUCAUCCCAACGUCCACACCCUUAUUUUAUUUUUUUGUGAAUUUUAAAGAUAUUUCCUUUUCAUUUCCUAGUAUUUUAAAUUUUGGCACUGUUGUCGGGGAUGUAUUGCGUAAUAUUUAA